AUGGCUAAAUCACUCCGUGCCAAGAACGUGCAGAAAAACAAGACGGUCAAACGAGCCACGUCUUUUGGCGACGUUGCAAAGGCUCGCGCUGAGCGAAUUGCCGAAAAACUCGAGGAAAACGCCCGCAAACAGCAGAUCGAAUUGCCCACAGAUCAAAUGGAUGUCGAGAAGAAAAUUUCUACCGCCGCCUUGCCCGAUGCUGACUUGCCGUCCCAGCUUUCUGAGUUGGGUUUGCGUAUAGAGAGUAUGGAAGAGCCGAUACACAGAGCCUCGCAGUCGUUUUCGCGCGACGAACGUGUGAUAUUUGACGAGGAAGAAGACUUUGAGCUUCCCACGCGGUCAGGAGACGGUUACGCGUUGGUUGGCGACGAUACGUUAGAGAAACCGCCGCCGUUUAAUUUUAGAGCAGCAAUUACCUAUGGCUUGCUAUGGUACAUCUUUUCGGUAGCCAUUUCUGUCUACAACAAGUGGAUGUUCUCUCCAAGAGGCCUAAACUUUCCCUUUCCUGUAAUUACGACGGGAAUGCAUCAGGGAGUGCAAAUUGUCUUGGCCUAUUUGACAACUCUCGCGCUGGGGAUCAACCACGAUCUAUUGCCUUUAUCUGCGUAUGCGACCAAAGUGUUGCCAUGUGUAAUGGCCAGUGCAGGUGACAUUGGCAUGGGCAAUCUGAGUCUCAAGUUCGUGUCAUUGAGCUUCUACACCAUGGUGAAAUCGUCGUCCCUGGGGUUUGUGUUGGUGUUUAGCAUUCUAUUUGGCCUCGAGUUCGCUAGCUGGCGUCUGGGAGGUAUCGUCGGUCUACUCACUAUUGGUGUGGCUAUGAUGGUGAGGGGUGAGACCAAGUUCCACUUGACCGGCUUUCUUUUGGUCCUGAGUGCGGCCUGCUCGUCCGGUUUGCGUUGGGCAGUCACAAAAAUCCUUCUCAGUAGCCACAUGGGAAACACCAAGCCCCAUCCUGUGCGCACCAUCAUGCUUCUGGCCCCUGGCAUGGGUCUCAUCUUGAUUGUAUGGGGCCUUAUUCAGGAGGGCCCCCGCGAGUUCGCCAACGCCGAGAUUUGGAACACACACAGCAAAUUUAUCGCCGUCCUCUACUUGCUGUUUCCAGGAGUCCUGGCUUUUUGCAUGACCUGGAGUGAGUUCGAGCUACUGAAUGUUACUGGUGCCUUGACGCUAGCUAUUGCCGGUGUGCUCAAAGAGAUGGUCACGAUUUUCGUGUCGGUGCUAGUAUUCCAUGACAAAUUGACCCUGAUCAAUGUCGCGGGAUUGCUGGUCUCGAUUGUCGCCAUUGGAUUUUACCACCAGUACCGUCUUACGCUUGUUCGCUGA
This is a messenger RNA of Wickerhamiella sorbophila, 1323 nucleotides long. RefSeq names its product putative transporter C22E12.01. Gene Ontology annotation, cellular component: Golgi apparatus; endoplasmic reticulum-Golgi intermediate compartment; cis-Golgi network. The record is from RefSeq and is a predicted model, not a curated record. Bases 1 to 1323 code for a protein of 440 amino acids. Gene Ontology annotation, biological process: UDP-glucose transmembrane transport. Gene Ontology annotation, molecular function: antiporter activity. NCBI's taxonomy places the organism in Eukaryota, Fungi, Ascomycota, Dipodascomycetes, Dipodascales, Trichomonascaceae. The transcript has 2 exons.